Messenger RNA from Chondrus crispus (carragheen), 165 nucleotides. RefSeq lists its product as hypothetical. The coding region runs from base 1 to 165 and encodes 54 amino acids. The record is from RefSeq and is a predicted model, not a curated record. NCBI's taxonomy places the organism in Eukaryota, Rhodophyta, Florideophyceae, Gigartinales, Gigartinaceae. The transcript has a single exon.
AUGGCGCAGAUGGGCGCGCCAUCAUUUUGGCGCCAGUAUCUGCUCCUGCGUUUGCCGCUAAAUCCAGAAUCGUGGGCACCCCACGAAAGCACCGGCCAUGGUCGAAGACAAGAUCCAGGCCGCCCCCACCCCGACCGUUGUGCCCCCAGCAACUGGGUUCACUAA